GCCCAUUUCCACUUCUCCUUGUUGCAGCAGCAGGCUACCGCAGGUUUCGUUAACCAAGCACUUUUUUCUUCACACUCCUUACCAUCAUCAUGGGUGACGUCGAGAAGGGCAAGAAGAUCUUCACUCAGCGCUGCGCUCAGUGCCACACCGUCGAGAAGGGUGGUCCCCACAAGACCGGCCCCAACCUGCACGGUCUCUUUGGCCGCAAGACCGGCCAGGCCGCCGGCUACGCCUACACCGAGGCCAACAUCAACAAGGGUGUUGUCUGGGGUGAGGACACUCUCUUCGAGUACCUCGCCAACCCCAAGAAGUACAUUCCCGGCACCAAGAUGGUCUUCGCCGGCCUCAAGAAGAAGGGUGACCGCAAGAACCUCAUUGCGUACCUCAAGGAGGCCACCGCUUAAGCAGCCCCUUGUCGCACUUCGGUCCAUUGCAGCUCCUCUCUUGCUCUUUACCCCCUUUGGGGUGCUUUGACUCUCCUUUUGUUCACAUUAGACACCCGCCUCUAUGCUCUCCCUUGCACUCUUCUCUUUUUGCCUGUUGUUUGCUUUGUGUGCUGCAUCCCGCUCUGCUCGCCCUUUGCAUCCAAUGCUAUCUCCUUUCUCCCUCUCUUUCUUCUGUCUUGGAAGGUUGCGGUACAGACCCUGGCUCAUCACGCACGCCAAGACGUUGUGUGCUUGACCCAGUAAAGCCUACACCUGCCGACGUGAUUCAGAAGCAGUGACCAAAAUGACUA
Messenger RNA from Salpingoeca rosetta, 736 nucleotides. RefSeq names its product somatic cytochrome c. Gene Ontology annotation, biological process: mitochondrial electron transport, cytochrome c to oxygen; mitochondrial electron transport, ubiquinol to cytochrome c. Bases 90 to 404 code for a protein of 104 amino acids. Gene Ontology annotation, cellular component: mitochondrial intermembrane space. Gene Ontology annotation, molecular function: electron transfer activity; heme binding. The record is from RefSeq and is a predicted model, not a curated record. NCBI's taxonomy places the organism in Eukaryota, Choanoflagellata, Craspedida, Salpingoecidae. The transcript has 4 exons.